AGCGGCUGUUGUGAGUCCGUUUGUAGUUUUUACUUACAGCCAGAGACAAUGGAGAAACUGAAAUAGACCCCGAGCGAGAGACAUACUCUGUUCAUGAGCAGCGAAGAGACGGAUUACCUGUUCAAGAUGGAAUCGGUUUAUUCACGGUACGCGACCACUGUCGUCCAGAAUAUCAGUGAGUUCAACUCCGCCGCCCGAAACCUCCACUGGAGCGACUGUCAGGCGACUGGCUGAUCUGAGAGCGAGUCUGGAGAGUGACUGACUGCUAUGGCAGACUUCACCCCACAUUCACAUCACCCAUUAUAUUACUGGUGCCUACCACAGAUGGCCCUGUACAUUCCAUUAGUAAAGAACACUGAACCUCCAGCCAACAUGACCAGGAUGAAAGAAAAGUUGUCACUUAGUCCAUAUGCUGGAAUGUCCAUUCUUACCAUGUUAGAGAAAAUUGGACUUCAUCUUUGGGAAGUCAUGAAGAACAUUAUCAAUCACUGCGUGAAUUUCGCAGAGCUUCUUAACUCCACAAAUUUCUUAAUGUGUGCUAGAGAAACAAUGGCCAUGAUGGACGAGUCUAAGAAAAGCACUGUGGGCUUGGAGGCCCAGGAAAGGCCUGGAUUGGAGGCCAGGAAGAUGGAAAUCCUGCCAGUCAGCCUCUACAACAUUGGUAUUAGUGCAGAAAUGAAGAUCAUGGACGAUCCUAUGAAGAAGCCUAAUAUGUUUGCUGGAGAUUAUGUUGUGCUUGCAGACUGGCUGGAGUGGGAAUCUGAUGACGAGGAGGACGAAGGCUGUUUUGAUGAAAGUGAUGAUGAGGAUGAAGACGAGGGCAAGGAGGAACAGUCUUCUCCAGACAAAGAGCAUGAAAUGGAAUGGACUGAUGAAGAGGACUCAGACUGGUCAGAUGAUGAGGAAAAGGAUUUGGAAGCAUCCACCGAGAGCACAGAGAUAUGGGAGUCCUUUCUUAACAAUGAUCCCUAUAAUCCAUUCUGCUUGUCUUGCUCUGAUGGAGUCAAAACAAAGUCUUCAGAUAAUAUGCAACAACAAAACCACACAACUCCAGGUCCCAGCGAAGUUAAAACGUCUUCAUCUGAAGAUGUAGAAGAACACAGUCCUAAAGAAAACAAAAAGGGAGGAACAAAGAAGGUACGGUUCAGUGAGGAGGUCAAAGUACACAACCUGGUGGCCUGGAGCUUUGCCAGUCGGGAAGCGCGGGACGGGUCCUACUGGAUGCAGCUGGCCAGAGACAGGGAGCGAUUCAAAAGGAGAGUGGAGAGAACCGAAGAGGUGCUCAGUCCCUGCCUAACAUCCCAGCACAGAGCCAGGGUCUGGGACAGGCUUGAGAGCUCUGCUACAAUGUUAUAAUAUUCUUGAUGCUACUGUUGUGUUUUUUUAUUUAAUGUAGUUCAUUAUUUAAUACAGUUUUAAUUCAGUUUGUGGUGUGUGUUUUUAUUUGAAUUUUGUAUUUUCUAUGGUGGUUUAUUAUUUACCUCAACAAAUGGAAGUUAUUGCACUGAAAAAAAAAUCACCUUUUACCUUGUUUAUAUGUUUGACCUGUUUACAUUGUACUUCACUAACAUUUUGUACACUUUGUCACUUUUUUUAUAUUGUGUAUGUGUGAUAUUAAACUGUUUUUCUAGUGAGAA
Messenger RNA from Astyanax mexicanus (Mexican tetra), 1637 nucleotides. It is a transcript of the gene ppp1r15a, whose product is annotated as protein phosphatase 1, regulatory subunit 15A. The record is from RefSeq and is a predicted model, not a curated record. Gene Ontology annotation, biological process: response to endoplasmic reticulum stress. NCBI's taxonomy places the organism in Eukaryota, Metazoa, Chordata, Actinopteri, Characiformes, Acestrorhamphidae. The transcript has 3 exons. Bases 268 to 1356 code for a protein of 362 amino acids. Gene Ontology annotation, cellular component: protein phosphatase type 1 complex; endoplasmic reticulum. Gene Ontology annotation, molecular function: protein phosphatase regulator activity.